Schistosoma bovis is the source of this 1354-nucleotide messenger RNA. The record is from the annotation of a GenBank genome assembly. NCBI's taxonomy places the organism in Eukaryota, Metazoa, Platyhelminthes, Trematoda, Strigeidida, Schistosomatidae.
GUCCAUAUUAAAGGAUGUCUAAGCUCUAACAGUCAAUAAUCUAGCAAGGAAAUAGAAACCUUCCCAGAAAUAUUUACAUCAAAAUCACCACAGGUCAACUGAUCUGUCCUCAUUUCUGAUAAGUGGAAUCACCGCUUUGUUUUCGUUCGGUUUGGCGGGAAUUUGCAUUUACUGAAAAAUGGCCUGCACAAAACUGAAUGUGUAUUAUAUACCAACUUACACAGCAAUCUCUGUUUUUAUUUUGAUAGGUCUUUAUUAUAUUUUGAGCGGUGAAGGCCAUAGAUUCGAUAUAGGAUGGGUUUUAUCUGAAACAUCACCCUACCUAUGGGCUGCAAUGGGUAUUGGUUUGGCUAUCUCUCUUUCAGUAGUUGGAGCUGCUUGGGGCAUCUAUAUAACAGGCUCUAGUAUUCUAGGAGCAGCUGUCAAAGCACCUCGUAUUCGUACAAAAAAUUUGGUUAGCAUUAUUUUCUGUGAAGCUGUUGCAAUUUAUGGGAUUAUUACAGCUAUUAUUAUGCUGAGUCAAGUUGGGUCUUACAAUCCUACAAGUGCAAGUGAAGCCGUUAUUCGUCAAGCACAUCGUGCAGGUUAUGCAAUGUUUGCGGCUGGAUUAACUGUUGGUUUUUGUAAUCUUAUCUGUGGUAUAUGUGUCGGUAUGGUUGGUUCUGGUGCAGCUUUAGCAGAUGCUGCAAAUUCUGCAUUAUUUGUUAAAAUCCUUGUAGUGGAGAUUUUCGGUAGUGCCAUUGGAUUAUUUGGAAUAAUUGUAGCUAUUCUUCAAAUUUCUGGCAAGAAAAUUUCUGAUAAAGGUUAAAGAGUACUUAAAACUGGGUACAAAACAAGCACUCUGUUUAGUUUCACUUUAAUACUUUCUAUACCUUAGUUUUUUUUCAUGAUACACUUUCUCUCUCUCUCUCUCUACAUGUGUUACCAUUUCUUUUGAAAUUUGAGUUUUACGUAUCAGCUGUGUUGGUAAACUCUCUCCUUCUUUCUCUUUCCACCAUUUUUCUUAUUUCAUUUAUUCGAAAAUGUCCAUCUAUUAUUGGGUAAUUGAAAAGAAAGAAAAAACUGAUUCAUUUCCAACUUAAUCAGUCAAUAGUGUUUGUUACUUAUGUCAUAUUUAUGAUCAAACUAUCAAUUUGUAUUUUGUUUUGUUUCUCUUAUCAUCAUUUGAUAUAAAUCGAUUAUAAUUUAAUGCAUAAUAUUUGAUAUCAUUAUUAUUAUUCUGAUUAACAAUUAACCAAACGUGAUAAUGAUGUGUUUUACUCGAAUACGCUUAUUAUGCUAUUCACAUUCCUUUCAUUGUGUGUGUGUGUGUGUGUGCGUAUAUGUUGAAUAAAGAAAUAUAUAUUCCUUAAGU